Solea senegalensis (Senegalese sole) is the source of this 960-nucleotide messenger RNA. It is a transcript of the gene runx2a, whose product is annotated as RUNX family transcription factor 2a. NCBI's taxonomy places the organism in Eukaryota, Metazoa, Chordata, Actinopteri, Pleuronectiformes, Soleidae. The coding region runs from base 2 to 910 and encodes 302 amino acids. The record is from RefSeq and is a predicted model, not a curated record. Gene Ontology annotation, molecular function: RNA polymerase II cis-regulatory region sequence-specific DNA binding; DNA-binding transcription factor activity, RNA polymerase II-specific; ATP binding. Gene Ontology annotation, biological process: neuron differentiation; regulation of cell differentiation; regulation of transcription by RNA polymerase II. The transcript has 6 exons. Gene Ontology annotation, cellular component: nucleus.
UAUGGCUUCAAACAGUCUGUUCAGCAGCAGCAGCCCGAUGCUAUACUGGGAUCCUGUUGCGAAGCAUCGACCAACACCAACAUCCACCAACCUCCAAGUGUAUGACCAGGAGGUGCGGCCCCUGCACCAGCACAGGACAGCGUCCCCCAGAGGCUUGAUUCAGACUGACAGCCCCAACUUCCAGUGCAGUAGCCUGCCACAGCACUGGAGGUGCAACAAGACCCUGCCAAGAGCCUUCACUGUGGUUGCCGUGGGCGACGAUGUGCCAGACGGCGUGGUCGUCACAGUGAUGGCUGGCAACGACGACAACAGCAGUGCCGAGCUGCGGAACGCCACAGCAACCAUGAAGCAAGGCUGUGCCCAGUUCAACGACCUCCGCUUCAUAGGCCGCAGCGGCAGAGGCAAGAGUUUCAACCUCUCCAUCAACAUUCUGACCUCGCCCCCUCAGAUUGCCACACUACAAAGAGCCAUCAAAGUCACCGUGGAUGGACCACGGCUGCCAAGACGACAGAGGCAGAAGGAGGUGAAGUUAGGGGUUUUCAGGCCUCCAGGUAGCAGCACUGCAUCAACAGACUGUAGAUCCUUCUCCUCCUCUCUGUGGACCAGUGAGCCGUCGUUCCUGGGCCAUGUCACCUCUCUGGCAUCUUCCUUCACUCCAAGUCCCAGGAUGCACCACCUCCCCUCCCUGCCCUACUCCACCCAGCCUCCUCCAUACAACUCCUACCUGUCGCCUCCUCCCCCUCCGGUGAGCCACAGUGGUCCAUUCCAGUCUGGCGGUUUCUAUUGUGGAGCCAACCAACCGCUCCAAACAGCAGGGGAGGACAGAAACUUUGUCAAUGCACUGACCAAUUACUUUGAGGGGGCAUGUUUUUCCCUAAGAGGUGAUGAGUCUGUCUGGAGACCUUAUUGAUGAAUGGAUCUGUUGUGUAAAUAUUAUAAUUGUAUCAAAUAAUGGUUUUG